AUGGCGAUGUCGUCUUCGCUGCCCAAGACCGUGCUCUUCUGGCUGUUGAAGAACUGGUUCCUCCCAACGUUGAUCUUGCUUGUGGGGAGGCCAGAACUCGUCCUCUCAUACGUGAACGCUUUCAUUGUCCACCUCAUGGAUUUCGGUCAGACGUACGGGUACCAAUCCAUCCUGAUCCUCGUCAUUGGGAUAGGAGUGUUCAUCAAGUAUAUCAUGCCUCCUGCUCUUGGAGUCUUUAUCUCGUUCCUUGCAAGGAGGUUCCUGAAAGUUUCAGUCGGCUCCAUGGCAUUCCUCCGCCUGCGCAAGGUCACAGUACAGGACCCGGUUCCUUUCCUGCAGCAGGAGCAAGGGUCGAGGCUAUACUUCGAGGAGAUUGUCCUGUCAACCAAGUACUUCCAAGCCAAAGAAUCCCGGAGGAAGAAGUACUUCGCGCUGAUCCUGCGAGGGAUCGAGCUGCGAGGAACAGUCAACCUCUCGGCCUUAGCCAAGGGCUCCAAGGCUGCCGAGAAGGCUAAGGCGCCCGCGGAGGAGGAGAGCAGGUCCGGUGGGAUGAUCAACGACAUGAAGCGACUUGUGAUCGGGAUCUUGAAGCCUUUCCUCUCUCGCUUCAUCGCGUGGAUGCUUGCCUCCUGGGUCGAGCUCAUCGUCAUAGACGCCAAUGUAGUGCUACAGAUCCCUGGCAUGGACAGCAUCAUUCUAAGCAUGAAGGAGCUGACGCUGUUCUCGGAGGACGGGCCGGACAGACGAAUGUCGAUCGAGAUGAUAACUGAGAAGAUCAGCGUCUGGCAUGAGGAGGAUGGGGACAGCUCGCGCAACGGCAGACAUCUCGACGGUAUCGAGGAGGCUGAAGGAGAUAUCCUCCCCCUUAAGAGUGUGGGUAGCAAACGCGUCCGCAGCUCUACCCUCGGUAUGUUCACCAACCUGCAUCGUCCUUGGGAGAGUGCAGAUGAGAAGAGAUCGAUGAAGACACGGCUGCUGCUCAUCAACAGCUUCACCGUAGGCGCUCAGUGCUCCAUCACCAUCUCCUCAGCCUCGUUGAAGUGCGUGAGUGUGUUUGUUGGCCAGACGUCUGUGUCAUGUGACAGCGACGUUGUGUUACGGGCGAUGAAUGUGUAUCAGAACUGGAAGAUGCUGUCGCUAUCGAGGAUAGAGAGAGAAGACUCGCAGCAGGCAGGCCUAGAAGCAGAGGUCUCGUCAGGGUCCUCGACAUACCUGAAACAUCCUCAGUCCCCUGCUCGGCUCGGAUUCGAAAGUCUCAUGAGGAGGAGCGGGCGGGGACAGGAGGAGAGCCUGGUGAAGAAGGUCGGCUCUCGUCUCGCGAGCAGGGCCCGUCUCUCCAUCAUGGAAACACUCAACAGCCCCGACGUUGUCAGGCGGACAAGCUCGGCAGUCGCACGCAGCCUCUUCCGCUCGAGCUCCAUGGGGAUGCAGGCCGACAUGGCCGGGGCCAGCAAGCUGACUGCCGGCGCAGAGCAGAAGAGAGGAGGACAGAAGACAACACCGGCGAUGAUGGUCAACAAGUUGAAACAGAACAUGCAUCUGCUACCCGACUGCAUCUCCUUCAAGUUUGAGACGAUUUCCUUUGCUCUUGCCAUGCAGAGCUCGAAGCUUGACCGAGGGAUGAUGAACAACGAUAGAGUGAUGCUCAAGGUAGAGCUGAGCAGCCACAACGACAAGGAAAUGAUGUCGGAGUUGAGAAUCGACCGCGAGAUCCUGCUGGUGGACUCAGGGGAGGGAGAGGACGAGGACGAGAGGAGAGGAGAGCAGGGAAGGGACCAACAUCACCGCGUCCACCAGGUUCAGGUGGUCCUGUCAGACAUGCUGCGGUUACAAGUGUCGGAGAGCUGUAUCGAUUUCGAAGCCUCGCUGGUAAUCCCGGAGGUCAAGGGGAGAUGGAGAAAUGCAGUUGACCUAAGACCGUCGUUUCAUCCUUCUCUUGACAUAGCUAGACUUGAAGUUGUCACUGAGUCCUCCCUCCCCCUCAGCACCCUGGACUUUGUCGACAUGAUCAAGAGGCAUGCGGAGCAAGAGCUCAUGGCCGACAGCUCCUUCGCUUCCUCCUCCUUCCUCUUCAGCCGAGUCAAGUCCGACGGCAACGAUGUCGUCCUCGAGCCGUCCUCCGAUCCCGGCGGCAGCGAUCCUCGGCUCAACUUCAGCUUCGUCCUCCAGCACGCGCUAGGGAGGGUGAGGCUGAGGAUGAGCAAAGGAGAACCGGUCGAUUUCAUCCUCGACUGCGGCAGGCCUUGUCCUCCAAGCGAGACCUGCUCCCUCUACGUCCACCUCAAGGGCUUGCUCAAGGGGAAGCCGGAGCCGCUAGGGGAGGAGAGGGCGAUAGGAGAAGUGUCCGGGAUCCUCGUGUCGCUAGAGAGGAGGAGUAUGAGCAUGCUGUUGGAGGCUGUGCUCCCCUUGCAGCGGGGGAGGAGCGGCAGGUCCCACAAGUCGAAGAGGAAGGAGAAGGACGUUGCUGUUCCUUUCCGCAUCCACUUUCAGAACGUGCGGCUGGUGGUGUGCUCCGAGCUCUGCCCUCUCCUGCGGGAGUCGCAGCUGUUUGCGAGGAAGGAAGGCAAGAGCGGCAGGAGCCCGUUGAGGAGGAGAGAGAGGGAGAGGAGGAAGGGGGAGGGGGAGGAGGAGGAAGGGAAGGAAGAGGAGGAGGAGAGACGAAAUCUUUCAGGAGUGUUUGGCAUCUGCCUACUGCAGGGGGUUGUGGAGCAGGACGAGGAGAAGAAUUUGUUAGUCCGGCUCUCGCACGAGGACGUCGACUUCCCGCAAGUGUUGAGGAGGGGAUGUCAGAGGAGGUCAGCUAUCGUCGUCUCGUUCCGGGAGAAGCAUGCUGGCACAGACAGUCUGCUGGUGCCAUCGUGGGAGGAGGGAGACAACGAACUGCAGUCGGAAUGGAGGGAGGAGAAGAGGAGGAAGCAGUGCACUGCCGAGGAGGAAGGUCAUAUCCUGCUGAGCGUGCGAUCGCUGCAGCUGCAGCUGGGGGCGGAGGAUGCGGUGGUGGAUAAUCGCUUGGAGGACAGCGCGGAGGACUGGAGGGAGCUGUACAAGAGCAACAGCGGCAACGACCAGCCCGUGCGAGGAGACUCGUACCAGGAGCGGGAGAGCGUCACCUGCCAGCUGAGCAGGAGGCUGUCUGUGGAUGUCAGGGGGGUGCGAGUGUACUGGGAGUCCAGCGUGCAGUUCUCCUUGCUGAUCCUGCUGCUGCAGUACGUCAAAGAGGCUCUGGAGAUCCGUCGGAGGCAGGACAUGUUCCCCCACAAGCCUGAGUGGACUUCUGUGCACAGCGGACGAGAGCAGGACGGGGAGGAGUGUGCGCUGGAGGACAAGCUUAAGAAGUUGGGGAUCAAACAGUUCUCCCUCAGCCUCGCUGACGUCAUCGUCAACCUGCAGUUCAGCCCCCGCGCCAUCAUCGCCCUGCGCAUGGCCUGCUGGCGUCUCGACCUGAUGAGGGUUGUGGUCGACAAGGAGGCUGCCAGGCUCCUCAAGUGGUUCUUCUGCUGCCGCGUCUCACAGUUCGCCGCGUAUCGUCUCCGUGGCUCGGUGUGGGACGCAGAGUACGAGGAGGAAGACGAGGUGAGGGAGGAGGAGGAGGAGGCGAGGGAGCCGUCCAUAGCGCACGAUAAGAUUGUGGAGUUGACGGCGCUAAGGGCAAUGGUUCCUCUGGAAGUAGCAAGCGCCAAGAAGGCGGAGUACGCAGGGCCGGACGUUGUGUUCCACUGCGACGACCUCAAGGUCAACGUGCCGUUCCCCGCCAACAUUACCCUGCACGGACGGCAGGAGGGGCUACGAGGGAGGUGGGAGGACCAGCCGGCCGAUGCUGACAAGCGAGCGGCUGCUGCGGAGUUGGGUCUAGUGAUGUCCGACGUCCUGCUCGUGAUGAAGGGGCUGCUGCUGCUCGCAAAGAGUUUCGCGGAGGAGGCAGAGGGAUCAGAGAAGAACAAGCACAAGGUCACAGGUUUCCCUCCUGCCCUCCCCUGGUUCCGAGGCAGCAUCUCCAACAUCUCCAUCAGAGUCGAAGACGACCGGUUCGAGGUCUGGAUGAGCGCCUUCUACCGCCUGCAGCUGGACGAGAGCAGGGAGAGGGAGAGGAGAGAAGCGAUCCUCGAGGAGAAGCUGGCGCAGCAAGUCGUAGGCAACCAGCUCUCUGCUCAGGCUGCGGAGAAGCUCGAGAGUCUUGCUCGGGCAAGGACGAUGGAGAUGCAGUCGCGCUGCUGGAAGGAGCGGGUAGACAAGUUCAGCCUCUGCGACUACUUCAGAGAUCCUCCUCCCCUCCUUAACUUCACCGUCGGCUCGCUCGCUGCCAAGUUCAAACCUCUUCCUCCUGCCCACCUCGAGAAACAGGUGGAGGCGCUGGAUCUUUCCGGCAUCAACAUGAAGUCAGGCUUGUGGCCGAUCUUCGACAUGAUUGUCGGCGCAGAGGUCGAGCAGCUCACAGCCACCAGCGUCUGCGUGCGCAUCCGAGACUACAGCGAGCCGCUGCUGGCCACCUCCUCCCUCAACGUCACGGGGAAGAAAGGGAAGCAGCUCAAGGGAUACAUCAUCGCUACUGAGGAGGUCGCCCCUGCUACUCAUAGGACUGUCGUUGAAAAGGUUGCGUACGGUCCCUGCUAUGUUCCCGGCAUCGGCAUCAUCAGCAUGGUCGCCUCCUGCCUGUUCCCCCCUGGGAUGGAUCCAAGUCCUCCUCUUAGCUCCUGGGACAAGGCGAGGAUGCUCCUGCACGGCAGCUGCGACCUCCACAUGGACAAGGCCUCGCUCCGCCUCCUCUCAGACAAGAACCCUUACGAGGCGCGCCAAUGCUUUCAGAUGCGAGCUGAGCCAGUUACCAUCACCUACGAGUGCUCGUCGCCCUCACCGUCUCCUUCCAUCGUCUCUCCCCUGGCAAAACCCUCCUCCUCUACCGCUAGCCAGCAGCAGCAGCAGCAGCAGCAGCAGCGGGUGGGGAGGAUCCACAUCGACGUCGAGAUGGUCGAGUGGGCGAUUCAGAGCAUGAGCAAGGAGAUGGCGAGCUACAUGCUGCUGCGCAAGCCUUUCUUCAAGGCCGUCAGGAUGAACAUCACAGUCAGCUUGCACUGGAACUGCCUCGGGUCUCCCUUCGAACAUCAUCUUACCCAGAUGGUCUCCGAGACCAUGACAAGAGCCAACGGGAGCGGCUCCCCGCCCCCUCCUCCUCACCUCUCCUCCUCCUCCUAUCCGGACAGGAUCUCGCGCAACUCGUCGGAAAUCAGCGAGUUCGAGGAUGCGAUCUCGGCAGUCGACGACAGCCAAUGGGACGCCCCCAGCAGCCACCCAGCUGGGGAAGAUGAAGCUGAGGAGGGAGGGGAGGAGGCAGGUGGCGGGGUGCUGGGGUCGAACUUCGACACCUUCCGGUCGUUCCGCUCCUCCGCGCUCGCGUUGACGUCCAGGUUGUCAACCUUUGCAGCUCACAGCGUCUUGCAUCUCAACACCAUCCGAUGGCUCAAGGCGUUCAUGUCUGCGUUCGAGAUGGACGCUGAUCCCGUGAUCCGAUUCACGGGGAAGGUGGAGGAGAGGAGCGGGAAGUGCUGGAAGGUGGCGAACGUCAAGAGCUCGUUCGGCAAGCAUGUCAAGGCGAUGAACAUCAUGCUGCUCAGCAAGAACCUGGAGCUCGACUGCUUCUACGUCGGAGAGCACAGGGAGUUUGCGGGGGAGGCUGCCGCAGCCAAGAGCACAGUGCUGGCGUUCACUGGGGAGAGUCUGCAGGUCAACACGAGGGUGGAGCGAUCGUCGCUGAGCCUCGGCGGGGAGCAGCAGCACGAGGACGCGGUUGACGACCUGGAGAACGCGACCGGGUCAUGGCAGACGGUUGAUACCUCCCUGAGGAUGAAGAACCUGGUCGUCGCCGCCCUCCCUCCCGUCGUCGGAGAAGACUUGACCGUCUCUCCUGCUCAUCCCAUCGCCUCUGCAGUCGAGGUCGAGUUCCUCUCCGGUGAAUCCCUGCAGACCAAGGGCAAGUCGCAGGUCGACUCGCUGUCGCCGCAGCGGACGAACAGGACGGCGUCGAUCACUCGGAGCAUGGAAGCAAAGCUGAGCAAAGACCCGUCUAACUUAGAGGGAGCUGAGAUGCACCAGUGGCUGCUCAGGCAGCACAGCAUCCUCAGCUGGAGACAACGCAGGAGGUCAGCUCAGUCUCCCCAGCCUGCCCAACUCUCCGUCUCCUCCCUCCAGCAGGUGCUCAGCAGCCUGGUGAAGGCGAGGCUCAUCCACGACCACACCUACCGCUUCAAGGUCUACCACCGCGUCUUCCUGGGCACUCAGUUCGUCGACUGGUGCCUGCAGGAGAACUGGAGCAGCUCGAGGGAGGAGGCGGUGGUGCUGGGGCAGAGUCUCAUGGACGAGAAGUUGAUCCGUCGGGUCCCGCAGUCCCCUCACUUCGAGGACUCGCCCACCUUCUACCGCAUCCGCGAGUCUGUGGUCCCCGAGCAGACGGUCGAGCUGGACAGCAACAGCUGGAGCAAGGUGUGGGGGAGCCAGAGGCCAGGACGGGCCAAGUUGAAGGAGGAGCAGGGGAUGGUGGGGAACGAGGACCCCUCCUUCAAGCUCAUUCUGAGGGGGCUCUGCCUCCAGUGGACCAGCGAAAUCCGGGAGAUCAUGAGGGACUGGCAAGUCCUCUACACCCUCGCCACCCGCUCCCACGUCAGCCGCAGGUACCCUGUGAUCGACUGCUCCAGCUCGCCCCCAGCUGAGAGCUCCCCCUCCACGAUGACUUCGGAUGAGGAGGCCAGGGUCUCCCCAGCUCUGGCCCAGCCCUCGUCCUCUUCAGCAGCGAUGCUGGAGAGCGAGGCGGGGGUGAGCCUGGUGGAGCAUCUGAUCAAGACGUCGAUGCUGCAGACGAGCGCGUACGUCGAGUCGAGCCAGGGGAAGGACGGGGAGCGAGGCUUUACCUCCAUCCUCACCUCCCCGCGGGGAGAGGACAGGAGCACGACCUCCAACAUCGUCAGCUCCAUCGCCCUCCUCAAGAACAAGAUGCCCAAAAGGUGCGACGUGCGGUGGAUCGUGCAGUUCCUGGACGCGCAGCUCGGGGUUGAGACGGGGGAGCUGGCCGGGCCCGGGUCGGGAGCUGAGAGGGUCAUCGUGCAUGCUGAGAGCGGGACCAUGAAGCUGCUCUACUUCGACUUCUCGUCCGGGCAGGGGGUGGGAGGGGAGGGGAACAAGUCAGACACGGAGAUCAGGCUGCUGGAGAUGAGCAACCUGCAGGCGUUCGUGGUAGAGAAGGACCGGGAAGCCGACGCGUCCGCUGGGAGGGGAGAGCCGUCGAGCAUCGUGGAGAGGUGGGGGACGACGGUGUGGAGGACGAAGGAACAGGGUGCCGACCUGCUCCAGCCCGUCCUGUCGAUCGAGGGGCUGGACGAGAGGGGCCGGCCGGACCCGACGGGAACUGCCAUGUCCCUCUCGCUCUCUAAGGCUGUGACCGACCUCAUCGGGAGCCAGACGCAGACCAACGCUCCCAAGGAGUCAGCUGGGGAGCAGGCGGGGUCGGAGGUUGAGGUUUUGUUCUUCAACCUGAAGCUGGCAACGGACACGAGCCAGUUUCCCCCCCUGCUGAACUGCCUCAAGGACAUGAUGACGCCUGUGUCGGCCGACAAGUUCAUGGCAGAGGAGACGAGAAACAUGCGGCAUAUGGUUCAGCUCAUGCCUCAGGUGGCGCUUGACCUCGAGAAGAUGAAGGAGGACCAGCUGCGCCUCCUGCAGGAGAUUGAGAGUCUACAGAACCGCUACGCCGACAUCGAACGACAGCAGCUAAGCAUCUCCUCGGAGGCGCGGGGGCAGGACGGUGAGCUGAGGGCCAUCUGGAAGCAGCAGGAGAAGGAGAAGUUCGUGCUGGGGAACCAGCUGGCGGAGAAGAGGGAGGGGUACGCGCAAGUCUCCAAGAAGAUCACUGCUCUGACCACAGCGUCGGAGGCGUCGGAGCAGAAGGACAGGAUAGGGCGGAUCACGCUGCAGGUCAAGAGGGGGUCGUGGCUCAUAGGGCCGAGGGAGAAGCGGAUAGCAAACCUGUCCAUCCGGGGGGUGAGGUUUUCCCAGCUCAACAACGUGGCCCUUGGGGUUCCCAUCGACUACACGUUCCGCCUUUCCUUCCUACAGAUCGAGAGCUUGCUCGAGGACCCGUGGAACGCCGACUUCCGGCAAGUGCUCGGACCUCUCUACAGCAAGGAUGACUUCAACUUCGUCGACGACAAGUUCUUCAACAGGAGCGACUCAGCCAUGCUCUCUGUGCAUGCCGAGCAGCUGGCCAAGCCCGAGGGAGAUCAAGUCGUUUUCUCCCUCUUCUCUGUUGAGAUCUAUCCUAUCAAGAUCCAGAUCACCGAGGACCUCUACAAUGGCAUCUACACAUUCUUCUUCCCCGGCAAGUGGAAGGUGAACCAGGGACUGAGGGAGUGGGAGCACGAGGGGCUCCCCCUGUACCUGUACGACAAGGAGAACCGCAAGGUCGUCCUCCUUGAGCAGAAGCGACAGUUCUACCAUGUCGUCAAGAAGUCUGCUCGCCCCUCCCUCACCGACGACUCCAACCUCUUCUCCGUCUCCUCCGCCACGAGGAGGAAGAGCGUCGAUGCCUUCGCAGGAGUGGAUCAGGUGCGGGACGGGGAGGGCAAGGCAAGGCUCUACGAGGAAGCAAGCUUCAUCUUCCCCGCAGGCGAAGGGUCGAGGUUCGUUGCGAGGACGAACAAGGACGUGGAGGAGAUGAAGUUGAGAGCUCGCGAUCACAUUGAGUUCAACGACGUCCGCUUCCUCUCCUGCCUCCGGCAACGAGGCCUCGAGGUCUCCAUCAGCUACAAGAGCAGGAAGGGAGCUAUCCCUGACAUCGACAACCUCGUCGUCGAGCUCCCCGACGUCAACUUCCCCAAGGAGCGGCAGCAUGACGGCGCCAUCGUGUGCACAUGGCAGGAGCUGUACCACAUGUGGCUGCACGAAGUGAAGUGGCCAGUCAUCAGCCAGGUGACCCGCAGCAUCUGGGACAAAGUGAAGUGGAGGAGGAGGGCUGCAGACACAAGCUUCUCCGGCAUGGAGGCGGUUGGGAAGGAGCGAGUGCUGGAGCGCAAGGGCUCGAGCGAGGAGUACAGCAAGGUGGCCAAGUCCAUCUACUCCCCCAGGGGAGGCUCGAUCCACACGGAGGAAGCGUUCCGCGAGAAGGAGAUGCUGCAGGCACGGUCCUCCUACCUCACGCAGAAGAGCAUCAGCCAAGUUCGCAACAGCUACUUGUAG
Molecule: messenger RNA, 9219 nt
Organism: Guillardia theta CCMP2712
Lineage: Eukaryota; Cryptophyceae; Pyrenomonadales; Geminigeraceae
Exons: 21
Coding region: 1-9219 (3072 amino acids)
Biological process (GO): intracellular signal transduction
Source: RefSeq, a predicted model, not a curated record